Molecule: messenger RNA, 758 nt
Organism: Anastrepha obliqua
Lineage: Eukaryota; Metazoa; Arthropoda; Insecta; Diptera; Tephritidae
Exons: 3
Coding region: 1-552 (183 amino acids)
Source: RefSeq, a predicted model, not a curated record
AUGCCUCUCAUUACCUACUCUGAGGUGAUAUACAGCAAACUUGAUUCCACAUCUUGCCAUAAACUUAAUGUGGCAUUUAAUAACGCCACGCGCACUGCAUUGAAAUUCAAUUGUCGAAAAACAGAUUUUUUGUCUCCAAAAUAUUACUUUAUAUGGCGCAGCAGUCAAUCAACAACACCCGUCAGCUACACCAUCGAUAGAAACCAUUUACAGCGAAAUAUUAACAGCAACUUAACAUCGGCGCAUAUCUCUCGGCCUCCAGUGAAAUCGUUAAUAUUUCUUUGUUGCAUAUUUAUCGGAGUUAACGUAAAUGGAUGCAGAAACGACUCAAUUCAUUGUCGACGCUUGAUUUAUAUUGAUGAACGUGCAAUGAGUGCCGCAGUGGCAAUAAAAGAAAACAAAUCAACUACAAGAAACACCUAUAAAUAUGUACAACAAAAACUUAACAACAAAACCGUAAAAACUACACUGAUGCAAGAAUAUUGGAAAAGAAAAACAGUGCGGAGAGGAACGCAAGCGAACGCAACUGAAGGGAAGGUGGCUGUGAAGUAAUCAAUAUUGCAUGCACUUGCACACAAAUGUACGCUGAUUUAUAUAUAUAGAUUUCAUACUUUAGUACAAUGAAGGGCUUGCAGUAAAUGGGAUACGCGUGUCCCAACUAGACCGUAACUAGUCGAUUUUGGGCUGGAAUACAUGCAUACUGAAUCAUACACAAAUAUUUUCAACUUUUCACGUUUAUGUGGUUUAUGAUGACAGUA